AUGGGAGCAUCGACUAAAUAUUCUUCAAAAAGAACAAAUACUUCUGCUAGUGGGGCACACUCAUCGUCGUUUAACCCAGAGACACCUUCAAGUUAUGACUAUAAUUUAUCAUCACCAAUGGAGUGUCCAAUGAGACAACAAGUAGCAAAAAGGAAGGGUAAGGCAAGGGAAAAUGCAAAUACAUUUGAAUCGCCUUCUAAUGUUGAGCAAGAUACAUGGCAUAAAAGAGUAGCAACAAUAGAAAGACUAGCUCAAUGUAAGGAGGAAGAGAUGGAGUUUAACGCAAUGAAAUUCAUCAAAUCAGACACUUCUACGAUGAAUGAUUGUCAACUGAGUAUUCAUAAAAAAUAUUGUAAUAAGUGGAAAGCAAAAUAUGGACUUUAG
Molecule: messenger RNA, 384 nt
Organism: Lathyrus sativus (Indian pea)
Lineage: Eukaryota; Viridiplantae; Streptophyta; Magnoliopsida; Fabales; Fabaceae
Source: the annotation of a GenBank genome assembly